GACGUUAAAUGUGUCGGAACUCUCAGGAAAUGUUUUGUGUCUUCAUUUUAAAAUCGAAGGUACACGGGAGAUGAAGGUUCAAAUCAAGCAGUGGAACGGCGUGGCAUCCUGGCUGUGGAUGGCCAAUGAUGAGAACUGUGGGAUCUGCAGAAUGUCUUUUAAUGGCUGCUGCCCAGAUUGUAAGGUUCCUGGAGAUGACUGCCCAUUGGUCUGGGGCCAGUGCUCCCACUGCUUCCACAUGCACUGCAUCCUCAAAUGGCUCAACUCCCAGCAGGUUCAGCAGCAGUGCCCCAUGUGUCGGCAGGAGUGGAAGUUCAAAGAAUGAGCUCAUCCGGAGAACGUCCACUUGAAUGCCCUUUCAAAGACUGAGACUGAUGCGUCACAAUCAGAGGAUUGUAGUGUUUCGGGAUACAUAUGCUUCUGUUUUUUGUUGUACAUUUCCAGCUACUUUGUUUUUCUCUGAGGCUGUCAAAGUUUGUAUUCUGUGGAGGGGUGUGUGAAUAACAAUGAGUGUGAAUAAAUGUGAAUAGGAUUUAA
Molecule: messenger RNA, 537 nt
Organism: Salvelinus namaycush (lake trout)
Lineage: Eukaryota; Metazoa; Chordata; Actinopteri; Salmoniformes; Salmonidae
Product: anaphase-promoting complex subunit 11-like
Exons: 3
Coding region: 71-325 (84 amino acids)
Biological process (GO): protein ubiquitination; positive regulation of mitotic metaphase/anaphase transition; anaphase-promoting complex-dependent catabolic process
Cellular component (GO): anaphase-promoting complex; nucleus
Molecular function (GO): ubiquitin protein ligase activity; cullin family protein binding; zinc ion binding
Source: RefSeq, a predicted model, not a curated record